GCGGCGGCGACGGUGGUGGAAAGUAGCGGUGGUGGUGGGCAGUAGAGGGUGAAAUACAUGUUGUUAGUGCACUAGUUGUAAUUCACUACUUCAGUGAAUUCUUAGCACAUCCUGUUGAUGUCAACACAACUCUGGAGACCUUGAAGACGGCCGUUUUCCAGAAGUGGACUCGUUUAUUACCUCAUCAUGUCAGAUUUUCCUUUAAUGAUGGAAGCAAGUUUGUGCGAGUUGAUUCUAAUGUUCUGCUUCAGUGUUUUGUAUCUCGUUGCCACUGCAAAGGUCAGAAGAGCUUUGAUUUACUUGUUGAAGUUGGCUGCAAUUCUUCCAGCAGUCGUAUAGAUCUUCAAGUAGUCGUGUAAUAGAGCCUGAAUCUGAAGAAGCUAUGGUGAAUUUUCUUGAAGAUGGUUAUGUGCCUGUUAACAAGGUUCUUAGGACUGAAGGUGGGGAUAAAUUACUUGGUGAAGUUGGUAAAGUUUUUUUUUUUUUGGAGGUGUAGCAGAGGUACGUAUUGUAGUGAAGAAAUACGAGGUGAAGACUGGGUAUGUUCUUCUAUAUACUAAGAAUGAACCUAGCAGGUUCUAUGCAAAAUGCUCAAAAGAAAAUUGCUCUUGGGAUUAUAAGGUUUGUGUUGUUGAUGUUGAAAACAGGAUGCUAAAGGUUAAGAUAUAUGUUAGCAGUCAUCACUUUGGUGUGGGAUGUGAAAGGCUUUUCCACAGGCUCAGCAGUAAAUUUGUUUCUAGUCUUAUCAAGGAUGAAAUCAGAAGUGAUCCGAGUUUCAAAGCUUCUAAUUUGAAAAAGUUUUUUAAAUCUAGAUACAGGAUCAAUGUGAAAUAUUACCAAGCUUACAAUGGAAGAGAGAAAGCGUAUGAGGAUAUAUUUGGUGAAGAUGCCAUGUCGUAUUCGCAUCUGGUAUGGUAUGUAGAUGCCAUUCCCAACACAAAUCCUAGGAGUUGGAUUGAUUUUCAAGUUCAAAUGGAUGAAACUGAAUCGAACGAGGAUAGUUCAACUGAUUUAGAAGUUGAAGCACCUUCAAAUAAGUUUGUGCGUCUUUUUAUUGCUUUUGAGGCAUGCAUCCAUGGUUACCGUUACCUUCGUCCCAUGAUUUAUGUCGAUGUUACCUUUCUUACAGGGAUAUUUAGAGGAUGCCUCAUGGCUGCAAGCGCUAUCAAUGCUGAAAAUGGGUUCUUCCCACUAGCCAUGGACCUGGUACCUGCUGAAGAUAAUGACAACUGGGAAUAGUUCAUGAGGAAUUUGAGUAAUGUUCUUGAUCAUGAUCAAAGGACAAUCACAUUUUUAUCUGAUCGUGCAGAAGGAUUAAAGAGAGCGAUUCCAGUUAUUUUUCCUGGAUCCUUCCAUAGUUUAUGUUAUUAUCAUCUUAAGAUGAACUUACCUAUUAAUGCUUCUGACAAAAGAUAUGGUGCCGUUAUUGAUGCAUUUCAAGCUGCUGCAUAUGCUCUUAGUCUCGAAGGUUUCCAAACUGCCAUCGCUACGAUUAGGGGUCUUGGUUGUGGUUGGUUUGCAGACUAUAUUGAAGAUAUCCCUCCCGAGAAGUGGUCAAAUGCCAUUUUUCAGGGUUGUAGGUAUGGUAGGACAUCUUCUAGUCUUGCUGAAUCCUUAAUUAGUUGGAUGAAAGUACACAAGAAGCUCCCUGCAAAUGCUCUGCUGGAUAUGAUAAGGAAGGAUGUGAUGAGGAUGAUGUCAGAAAUGAGAAAUACUGGUAAUAGUUUCAUAACAAUUCUUACACCGAAGAAUGAAGCUAAGAUGAAGGCUCUUAUUGAUGAGGGUUUAACCUGGAUGGUUAUACAGUCCGAUACUCAUGUUUAGUGGAGGGCGGGGAGAGUUCUCAUUUUGUUAACCUUAAGGUAAGGACAUGUACCUGUCAGAGGUGGCGCGUCUAUGGGUUUCCAUGUGUGCAUGCUUUUGCUUCGAUAACAAUGUCUGGUUAUAAUCCGUAUGAUUUUGUUGAACCUUAUUUCACUACUUCAUACUCAAUAAUGCCUACAUCCAUGCCAUUCAUCCUAUUUCGAACUACAACAUGCCCGAAGUUUAUGAAGGUAAUGAUAUUAUCGAUUUAACUGAUGUUAAAAGGCCGUCUGGGAGACCACCAACUAAUAGACAUUUAAGCCGUUACGAGAAGCCGCCCAGGAGAGAUAUGCGUUGUGGUAACUGUUUUCAGAUUGGUCAUCACAACAAGCAAACUUGUACAAAGCCUACCUGUUACAAGAAGCCGCCGAAGCCGCCGAAGAAGCCUAAGGGAAGUUCAGUGAGAACAUUUAGCUUGUUGAUUUCUUCAGACUAUUACUUUUACGU
Messenger RNA from Papaver somniferum (opium poppy), 2310 nucleotides. RefSeq lists its product as uncharacterized. The record is from RefSeq and is a predicted model, not a curated record. The transcript is spliced from 3 exons. Lineage: Eukaryota; Viridiplantae; Streptophyta; Magnoliopsida; Ranunculales; Papaveraceae. The coding region runs from base 649 to 1239 and encodes 196 amino acids.